Messenger RNA from Rhizoctonia solani, 1014 nucleotides. RefSeq names its product Zinc finger, FYVE-type protein. NCBI's taxonomy places the organism in Eukaryota, Fungi, Basidiomycota, Agaricomycetes, Cantharellales, Ceratobasidiaceae. The coding region runs from base 1 to 1014 and encodes 337 amino acids. The transcript is spliced from 3 exons. Gene Ontology annotation, cellular component: ESCRT-0 complex. Gene Ontology annotation, biological process: protein transport to vacuole involved in ubiquitin-dependent protein catabolic process via the multivesicular body sorting pathway; protein targeting to vacuole. The record is from RefSeq and is a predicted model, not a curated record. Gene Ontology annotation, molecular function: phosphatidylinositol-3-phosphate binding; ubiquitin binding; metal ion binding.
AUGUGCCUCUCCGAAGUCCUCGCCCGCCAUGCUCACGAGCAGCCUGUUCUGGCUCGUCAACCAGCGUCUGCGCCCUCGUCGGCCUACUCUGAUGAAGACUUGGAAGGAUCGGUCGAGUCGGAUGCCACCUCUACCUCGAGUGUGCCCGCCACUCCCGAUGUGACCCAGCCCGCCUCCCCCUCGCGCCCCGCCCUGUCUCUGCUCAUCACCCAGAUGCGACCGAAAUACGCGGUGAGGCCCAAUGAGCGCCUUGCCGUCCUGCUCCCCAAGUCUCUCUGGAAACCAGACAACAUGGCGGACGAGUGUGAUAUCUGGACUUGCACUACCCGAUUCUCGCUGUUCGAGCGCAGACAUCAUUGCCGCAAGUGUGGAGGUGUGUUUUGCCAAGCGUGCUCUUCCCAGCAGACGCUCUUGCUCGAUACGACGGACCUUCCGUUCUUCUAUCCUCCGGCUGAUCUGUCGCUUGCCGACGGACCCCCAGGGCCGAUGGUCAACUCGCGUGUGUGCGACGACUGCCAUGCGCUCAUCUACGGACGACCCACUCCCUCGUCCCUUGCCUCCCAAUCCUCCACCACCGACCUCCCGGGUCUCUCCCACUCUAUCAGCUCCGCAUCUUCGUCGAGCGUUCCAUUCCCCUCUCGCCCCUCCCUUUCCCGCACGAGCUCCAACUUGUCUUCCGAGCGUGCCCGUGUCCGCCGCAACAGCGCCCAGCAGCCGAGGUCCUCUUCCUCCUCUGUGCGCUCUGUCAACUUCAACUCCCACCCGGCCCACCGCCGCACCAUUGUGCCCGAACCCCCAGCUCCGGCCGACCUCGGUGUGCUCGCGACAUACCCGCUCCGCCAGCCAAGUGCUCAAUGCAAAGCCAACGGCGGUGGCCUCUGGCAACCCCGCCAGUCCCGCUACGACUCUCGCCGCUCCUCGCCCCGACGGGUCCUCGAGGAAGACGACGAGUCCGAGGACGAGGGUCCAUUGCCCAAGCAAUCCCGACUCCGCAUGUACCGCGCCUGGGACUGA